AGGACUUGAUGGAUAUUUAUGUACAUAGUUCCCAUGGCACAACUAAUUCUUGGAAUUGGUGAGACAGCACUUUAUGUAGUUUAAUGUUAUGUAUAUAAAUAUGUAUUUACAUAUGUACCACUUUUACUCCACGACUAUGUAAUAGCCAGAUACUGGUCAGUGCAGUGUGUCAUCAUUUGCAUAACGAACCAAACAGUUAACAACUGAUUCACGACCAAACAACAUAUGUUGGCAUCAUGCUAAACCUAAACCAGCAACUUAAGUGAAUACUUAUUCUUUGAUCACGCCAACAUUUGUAAUUUUCUUCUUUCAAAAUAAAAUCGAAAUAGAUAUCGGACAAAAUGGAGAAAACUUUACGUGAUUUUGAAACAAUGCAUGAAAAAUUAUUUACCUCGAAUCUUGAACUGGAUUUGAUACUGAAACUUAUUCCUUGCGUGAUAAAUAUAUAUCAAAAUAAUUCCGCAAACAUUGGGACUCUUGAAUAUUUAAGUGAACUAGCUGGGCUGCAAAAUGUACCGGACAAUCUGGACGAAGCAUCUUUUCUAAAAUACAUUAUUGAGCAUGAGUUCCCACACUUUGAGACAUUACUGAAAUUGAUUCUGAGGCCUGACCUGCCCUUCGGAAGUGACAUUCUCGAUAUUAUUUCCACCAUGGAAAACUAUUUCCUCUCCUCCCUAACUUGUCUUCAGGGCGCAAAAAUUCAGAACAGUUCUACCAGUGGUCCAAUACCAGCGCAGUUCCAGUUUAAAUGCGAAACCCCCUCAGGUUCCGAAUUCUUGAUACGAUGGUUUUAUCCAACUUCGCAGAGCAAUUUCGAAUCGGAACACGCCUUGCUGAAAAAGUACGAAGGAGUUUGUUUCCUAUACGUUACGGAGAAGGAAAGGACUCAACUAACAAAUUUUAUUGUAACGGAUGACCAAUUUGAAGGAAAAAUUAUCCUAACCAUUUCUCACGUUCCCGAUUCACCCCUAGAUGUUUGGAUGAACGUGACAUUCCCACAACGCAGAAAUUUUGAAAAACCGAAACGACAAAUUCGUUCUCAAAUAGAAAUGUCCCACUUGCUUUUUGAAAGUCUGAAAACCUUUUUAAACACAGAAUUAACAGACUGUGUCCUACUUCCGAGACACAGUUUGAUUCGUGAUGUCAACACUUGGAACCCGAUCUUGGAAUUUGAUCCUCUCAUAAUUCCUUUCGAAUGGGAGACCAAAUCAUGCUCCAAGUUUGACGAAAUAUUUACUUCGUACAACGCCCCGAAGAAAGCAACAUUUUCUAUUGGAUUAAUCAUGCUCUACACUUUAUCCGCCACAACGGAAGAGGAUUUUCAUAAAUUGGCCUGUGCGUUUACCACGAUCCAGAAUGAGAAUGACCUUGACAUGAAACUCGUUGUAAAAUAUGCCCCAAUAAUGGCAGCAUCAAAGUCCCUAACGAAUUUGGUCCAUAGAGUGAUCCACUCAACAUACAAUUCCCAUCAAAUUACAAAUCUGUUUGUGGGUUGGAGCGCAUUAACGGACGAUUUUAAAAACGAGGAUAGCCGGCAUAUUCUUUCACAUAGGAUCAGGCAUGUACUCAGUCUUGACCCUACCUGGCCCUUCAAAAUAGUACUUCGGUCGUUAUGACAUUGUAAUUUCAUUUUAAUGCACAAAAACAUGUGUGACCAAUGUCGAGAAUAUCUGUUAGAUACCAAGUCUUAACAUAGAAAUUUUAAGAAAUCGAUGUGAGUCACCUUCUGGGGUCACUUUGGUUACACGUUGCUCACUUUUAACUUCACAUUCGUUCAUAAAACUUAAUUUAAAUAGGAUCGAAUAUCAUAUUGUUAAGACAAUUUCUAAAAAGUUUUUAGUAAACACUUGCAUGUAAGCACCUUCUAGGGUCCCUCGACUUAAAAUUUUCAAUUUCCCUUCGUCUUCCUUUAUCAACUUCUGCACAAAAUUACAGCUUGAUUGGUUAAUUUUCAAUAUUCGGUAAAUUUUCAAAUUUCAAUUCCUAAAUAUUCUUCAGUUAGAUACUAUUGGCAAAAUUAUAUGCCAAAUUUUGUUUUCCACUAGGAUUUUGAAAUUUUGGUGCAUUAUACCUCACCCACUGGUAAGUGGGUGAUUGACCGAAGUCACCGGGUUGACCUUCUCCGUUGACUUGACUGAUUUAGCCCAUCUUCUAACCCAACUUCUCCUUUCGCCCGUACUACAUGUUCACCAAAUUUCAAGUCGAUAGUUUAACGGGAGUUAUCGUAAGACGUUCGGAUGGUCAUAUGGUUAUACAUAGCAUUUAAAUACAAACGUAUGCAUAUUUACAUAUUUAAUAUGCAUAAGAAUGAAAAAAUUUUAUACAUAUUUUUGUGCUUUGAACCCAUCCACACAGUCACCAAGCCGAAGUAGUGGUGAUGAAGCCCACAUCCUACAUUCUAUCUAAAAAAGACGACACAAAUUACCCCAAAAGGCGUUGUGAAACCCACAACGCCGAAAUGGGAGAACACGAAUCUGAGCAUGGAAGCAUGUUCAACGUUUGUUUUCUCCACAUUUCGAAGCCACUACCGAGUGAUCCAUCUAUGAGUACAUGCUUAAUCGUGUGAUUCUUUUUGACACAAGCGAAAACGUAAAAUUGUUACUUUACCCCGUUGGAAGAGGGGUCAUGGAAGACUUGUUCCUCGAUUUGACAAAACUUCCCUUGAGUUUGAGCAGUGUUGAUGAACUCGUAGGGAACUUAUUCAACAAAGAGGGGAUACUUCCUGGUGUGGAAUUAAAAAAUUCCCUUAACAAUUUGGAGGGCAUAUUGCAUUACGUGAAGAACAAAAGACCCUGGUUAAUUUUUACUCUAAUACGGAACCUUGAGAUUCACUUCUAUCAACAACUCUUUACCAAAUUGCGCGAGUCUAUUUCUACCCACUGGCUAAAAGAAAUUCAAAACUUCUCCUACCUCGGUGUGGGGGAGCAUGGCUACCUAUUUCAAAAAGAAGAGGAUAUCCCAACCAUGCCAGAAUUUCGGUCAAGAAUUAUGCUACUCUUGCCAAAACCUGGAGCGUGCAUAAAGGUCGUGUCAAAAAUGUUUACCAAAAUCAAGCUUAACCUGUCAAUGGACGAUCAUCACCGCUUUUACGACGGGAUUAUUCAACGCACAAUUUAUUCCGAAGAAUUAUAUGGCUACAUCUCAUCCUCUAGUUAUCUUCCUGGUGAUGUUGUGGACCUCAUCCAGUCAGGAUAUUACGUCGAAUUCUGGCUAAUUCAGUAUCACUCGGGAAGAACUAGUCUGCAAGAUUACCUCACUAAUCUUAACCCCCCACCGUAAAUUAUUUUACAUUUGAUGUUAUCGAAAGUUUACUUGAGUGUGUCGGUUUUUACCGAAACUUAAACAUCCCUGUACCAGUGCCAUCUCCAGAAAACGUUUUUUUCGUGGAUUGGAUAUCCUCGGAUGGUCAAGGUACCGGCAAAUUCAAACUACCAGUGUCAAUCGAAGACCAAUCGUUACUCAAUCUUAUUUCCAACAAGGACAUCUCAAACCUUUCUCUUUCCGAAAAGCCGACAAUUGUUUACAAGUUGGGUUUCUUAAUUCUGCAAUUAUUACUUCCUCAAAAUUAUCACGCUGGAGUUGAAGAAUUGCUAGACAAAAUUGAAACCAUAUAUCCCAAUCACCACGAUUUAUCCUGUGUACUGCGUAAGAUGAUGGUCACAAAGGGCUCAGAAUCUAUGAAUUUAGAACACUUUGAGAAUCUUGAGAUAACAAGUAUUGGUUUGAAAAUAAUUAAAGAUCCGCCCUCCAUCCCACGUGAUAACCAGGAUAUUAUGCAACUCUUAGGCGACGGGAAGAAUCAGAACAUCGUCGCAAAUGUGGUUGCCCUUAUGCGCGAUGAUAUCAUGGAGUUAACGGUUAAGUCAAAUGAAACGUACGUGACUUGGCAAAACACACUAGACAGUUUGCUAAUAUUGGAAAGGCAAGGUGGUUAUGGAUAUUUUGAAGAGGUUGAGUGCAAUCGCGAAAAAUUCCAGGAAAUAUCCAAAGUCCUGGAAAUGAUAGAAAACAAAUAUCUAACAUAUGGGAUCUUUUGGCUGGAAAAGAUUUUUCAAGUGUAUCGUGCAUUCAGCAAUCCAAAAUUCCGAGAAAAAUUGACGUCAACGAUUAAAUCGGUUUGGGUUCAGACCAUACUGUCUGACAUUGAGCUACUCGGAUAUGGAGCAUUCGGAAUUGUGUUUCAGACAAGGGACGAAACCUUCAAGGAGCUCAAAUGCGCGACAAAGUUAAUUGUUCCCUCGAAUGGAGAUGAGACUCAAAACGUGAUGCGAGAAGUGGAAAACUUGAGGGAUCUAAUCCAUCCAAAUGUGCUUGGAAUCAAAAAGCAUGCAAAAGAAAUUUCGCUAACAGAGGCAGAUUUUAAGGUUCUCCUAAAAUAUGACUACCAUAUCCCCGACGACAUGACUGAGAGCGACAUAUCUUCAUUUAGAGACCCUCUAUCGAUGCAAAUUGAAAGGCUAAUUCUCCGCUCCCGCCAAGGUCCAGUUCCUUGCUGUUUGAUCCAAAUGGAUUUAGCGGGUCCCACCUUGCGACAAUUUCUUACCGAGACAUAUAAUCGACGAAAAAAUCCUAAAGACACAAUCGGUCGGUAUCAGUUAACAAUUUGCCGCGAUCUCAUAAGAGGAAUGCAAUAUCUGCAAUGUAAAAAAAUUCUGCACGGUGACUUGAAACCUGACAACAUUUUAUUUACUGCUCUUGGAAUUCUGAUCAAUCAACUUGAAGGAAAUAUCCAGGAAAAAUUUAUGUUACCUGUGCAAAUCGCGGAUUUUGGCCUGUCUUACACAUUGAAUGGAAAUAUCCCAGAAUUUAGCAAAUCUCGAAGAGGAAAUUUGCGAUAUCAAGCUCCCGAACUAGAAACGACCUUUGGCUCUGAGAUUUACUCGAUUGGGUUAAUUAUUUUUGAAGUUUUGGUCCCAUGCGUAGGUGCGGAAUUGUUCAAUCUCACUGAAAAAUUUGCGUCAAAUUCUCUUCCAAAGUUUAACACGGAUGAGAUUGCUGUGCAAGAAUUUAUAUUAGGAUUAAAAUCAUUUCUUCAAAAGGACGUCCAGAACAGGAUGUCGGUGCAAGACUUUCAAAUGUUUGAUCUAGACUGGAUACACCUGCAUAAUUUUGGUCCUAACAGGGUGCAACAAAUACUUAAAGAAAUCACCGGCACCGGCUAUAUCGAUUAACUUGAUUAAUUAGAAAUUGCUAAAUGUAAAUUUAUGUAGAUUUACAGAUUUGUAGUGCCGUUGUGCGGGUUGAAAUUGAUCAAAAUUAAAUGUAAUAAAAUGCACUGAUUCAUACAUAAGCUGA
Molecule: messenger RNA, 5295 nt
Organism: Folsomia candida
Lineage: Eukaryota; Metazoa; Arthropoda; Collembola; Entomobryomorpha; Isotomidae
Exons: 4
Coding region: 3651-5171 (506 amino acids)
Biological process (GO): protein phosphorylation
Molecular function (GO): protein kinase activity; ATP binding
Source: RefSeq, a predicted model, not a curated record